UAACAUGUGAGCAUUACUAGGCAUUUCAUCCUGCGGUUCUGCAGUCUUUGCUAUUCAGACUGUUGCUCAGUUGGAAUGCUUCUCAGGGGCCGAUCCUGAGCUUCUAUAGAUAUUUUUUAAGGACCUACUCGUUUGGAGGUGUCAGUGGCAUUUGCAAGAUCAUCUGAGGAACAGGAAAACAUCUGAAAUCUACUGAAAAGGAUAACUGUAGCCGUUUUCACAGUGGAAGGAAACUAUUGGCACAGAGGCAGAUGAUUGAAUAAAGUAGUUGGCUCACAGAAGAUGCACAGUCUGCUGUUUUUUCCUCUGAAUGAAGACUAUUUAAUGGAAGCCGUAUUCAUGUGGAGAUCAAAGGAAACACUGGAAUGAUAAAAUUCUAAAAAGAAAAGCCUGAAGCAGUAAUUUGAGCUCAGAUGCCUUCUAAUUCCUUCGCAGCCUGCCUGUGCUAUUAGGAUUCUCUGCUAACACUAUUUCUGCCUGCUGCCUGUGCCCUUUGCUGGAGCAGCCACAGACAACUGCCUGAUGGAGAAGGAAUGAACAUUUUGCCUUGCUUAUGCUAUCGAUGAGAAUAAGGCUAUCUGUGUUUCUUCCGUUACAUGGGGUAUCUGGAUUAAUCAAGCUGUAUUCUAGUACCAAGAGUCCCAUUGUCUCUUGUGGUCUGACUCAUCGCAUGUAAAUGGACCGCAGUUUUGCUAUUAAUGCAGAGUGUUUUUUUUUCUUUCCCUAACACAGAAAGAAUUGUCAACCUCUGAGCUUCAUUUUAAGAAUUUGUGCUGAACUCUAGAUGUAUUUUUUUGGGUGGGGGGGUGGGAAUAGUAUCUGCAUUAAAACAGUGAAGCUGAAGAAAUGAAGACAAAUUAGAAGUGAACAGUAACAGUGAGAUUUUAUUUUUAAUUUUCAAUUGUAAGCAAGCCAGCUCCUGUUAACUAUGUGACCUUGUAGGCAAGAGUGGGGAUAGCUGUAAUCUUCUCUGUCACAGCAGUUGUUUCUCAUUUGAUUCUGUAUUGUGUGGUGGCGUCCCCCAAAACAAUGAUCUUUUCAUAAAAGUAAAUUUCUGUGAGACAGAGCAAUAUGACUAUUUUGGUAGGGCUAAAAUAUUUUUAAAUGAGCUUGUUCUGGACUCAUUUAAAUUACUGACAUGUUGAUGAGAAAUUUAAGUACUGCAGUAACCCAACAGAAAAUAAAAUAGAAUUCUAUUGUUUUAGGAAGUUAUAAGUUAUAUAGUCAUAAUUUUGAACUUAGCUUUUCUGAUAGUACUUACUUGAAACAACCAGCUGUGCUGUUCAGAGGAUGGUUCUAAGUGUUGUACAGAAGAGGAGGAACUACUUAUGCUCUUCCGACUGUGACUUUUAUCACAUAGCUUGGAAUUUGGUAUUUUAAAAGAGCGAAUGAGUCGAGUGUGUAUUGUUGUUUUGGAGGAGGUAGAAGAUGAAUCUCCUGCAUUCAUUUCUAAAUUGCCACAGGAAAAUAAAUCUCUACAUUCUCUACCUUCUGGAAAUGUAUUGCCAUCACUGGUGCAAGCUAUAUUUAAUGGAGAUCCUGAUGAAGUUCGAGCACUAAUAUUUAAGAAAGAAGAUGUUAACUUUCAGGACAAUGAAAAGAGAACUCCACUGCAUGCUGCUGCCUAUCUUGGAGAUGCAGAAAUCAUUGAACUGCUUAUUUUAUCUGGAGCUAGAGUUAAUGCCAAAGACAGCAAAUGGUUGACACCUUUACACAGAGCAGUUGCAUCUUGUAGUGAGGAAGCAGUUCAGGUACUUUUGAAGCAUUCUGCAGAUGUUAAUGCUCGAGACAAAAACUGGCAAACCCCUUUACACAUAGCUGCUGCUAAUAAAGCUGUAAAGUGCGCUGAAGCUUUGGUGCCUCUUCUGAGUAAUGUAAACGUGUCCGAUCGAGCAGGGAGAACUGCAUUACAUCAUGCCGCUUUCAGUGGACAUGGUGAGAUGGUAAAGUUACUCUUGUCUAGAGGUGCCAAUAUUAAUGCUUUUGAUAAAAAAGAUAGACGUGCUAUCCACUGGGCAGCAUAUAUGGGUCACAUUGAAGUAGUGAAAUUACUUGUGGCACAUGGAGCUGAAGUGACAUGUAAAGAUAAGAAGUCUUACACACCUCUUCAUGCAGCAGCCUCCAGCGGGAUGAUCAGCAUAGUCAAGUACCUUCUAGAUCUUGGAGUUGAUAUGAAUGAACCAAAUGCCUAUGGAAAUACACCUCUUCAUGUAGCCUGCUAUAAUGGACAAGAUGUUGUAGUGAAUGAACUUAUAGACUGUGGUGCUAAUGUAAAUCAAAAGAAUGAAAAAGGAUUUACUCCUUUGCACUUUGCUGCUGCAUCAACACAUGGAGCAUUGUGUUUAGAGCUUCUAGUAGGCAAUGGGGCUGAUGUCAAUAUGAAGAGCAAAGAUGGGAAAACCCCACUACACAUGACUGCCCUCCACGGUAGAUUCUCCAGAUCACAAACCAUUAUCCAGAGUGGAGCUGUAAUUGACUGUGAGGAUAAAAAUGGAAACACUCCUUUGCACAUAGCAGCAAGGUACGGCCAUGAGCUGCUGAUCAACACUCUUAUUACAAGUGGUGCUGACACUGCAAAGCGUGGCAUACAUGGAAUGUUCCCUCUCCAUUUGGCAGCCUUAAGUGGUUUUUCAGAUUGCUGUAGGAAACUUCUUUCUUCUGGGUUUGAUGUAGAUACCCCAGAUGAUUUGGGCAGGACCUGUCUACAUGCAGCUGCGGCUGGAGGGAAUUUGGAGUGCCUAAAUCUUCUGCUGAAUACUGGUGCAGAUUUCAACAAAAAGGACAAAUUUGGGAGAUCUCCACUGCACUAUGCUGCUGCCAACUGCAAUUACCAGUGCCUGUUUGCUCUUGUGGGCUCAGGAGCGAGUGUGAACGACCUUGAUGAGCGAGGCUGCACCCCCCUGCACUACGCGGCCACAUCAGACACAGACGGCAAGUGCCUGGAAUACUUACUAAGAAAUGAUGCAAAUCCAGGGAUCCGGGACAAGCAAGGAUACAAUGCAGUUCAUUAUUCAGCUGCUUAUGGUCACCGUCUAUGUCUUCAACUGAUUGCAAGUGAAACUCCUUUAGAUGUUUUAAUGGAAACCUCAGGAACAGACAUGCUGAGUGAUUCAGACAACAGAGCAACAAUAAGCCCUUUACACUUGGCUGCCUAUCACGGUCAUCAUCAAGCACUGGAAGUGUUAGUACAGUCUUUGUUAGAUCUUGAUGUGAGAAAUAGCAGUGGACGAACACCCUUAGAUCUGGCAGCAUUUAAGGGCCAUGUUGAAUGUGUGGAUGUACUCAUUAAUCAGGGAGCUUCAAUCUUGGUAAAAGAUUAUAUUUUAAAGAGAACACCUAUACAUGCAGCAGCAACAAAUGGUCAUUCAGAGUGCUUACGACUGCUAAUAGGAAAUGCAGAACCACAGAAUGCAGUAGAUAUUCAAGAUGGAAAUGGACAGACUCCUCUGAUGCUGUCUGUCCUUAACGGGCACACAGACUGUGUCUACUCAUUGCUGAACAAAGGGGCUGACGUCGAUGCCAAAGACAAGUGGGGAAGGACAGCAUUGCAUAGAGGGGCAGUUACAGGCCAUGAAGAAUGUGUAGAUGCAUUACUUCAGCAUGGUGCUAAGUGCUUACUUCGGGACAGCAGGGGCUGCACUCCUAUACAUUUGGCAGCUGCCUGUGGACACAUUGGUGUUGUUGGAGCCCUUUUGCAGUCAGCAGCAUCUGUGGAUGCAAACCCAGCCAUAGCAGACAAUCAUGGGUAUACAGCACUUCACUGGGCCUGCUACAACGGUCACGAGACAUGUGUAGAACUUCUUUUAGAACAGGAAGUUUUCCAGAAAAUGGAAGGAAAUGCUUUUAGUCCAUUGCAUUGUGCUGUGAUAAAUGACAAUGAAGGUGCUGCCGAGAUGUUGAUUGAUACGUUAGGUGCCAGCAUCGUGAACUCCACAGAUUCAAAAGGAAGAACUCCUCUCCACGCAGCCGCUUUCACAGACCACGUAGAGUGCUUACAGCUGCUGCUCAGCCAUAAUGCUCAAGUCAAUUCUAUAGACUCUUCUGGAAAAACGCCCCUCAUGAUGGCUGCAGAAAAUGGACAAACAAACACAGUUGAGAUGCUGGUUAGCAGUGCUAGUGCGGAUCUGACGGUGCAGGACAACAGUAAAAACACCGCCCUCCACUUGGCUUGCAGCAAGGGUCAUGAAACUAGUGCCUUGUUAAUACUGGAAAAGAUAACAGAUCGAAACCUCAUCAAUGCAACCAAUGCAGCCUUGCAAACACCUCUGCAUGUUGCUGCCCGGAAUGGGCUAACAAUGGUGGUUCAGGAACUUUUGGGGAAAGGAGCAAGCGUGCUUGCAGUAGAUGAAAAUGGCUAUACCCCAGCUUUGGCCUGCGCUCCCAAUAAGGACGUAGCUGACUGCCUAGCUCUCAUUUUGGCCACCAUGAUGCCUGUGUCAUCAAGUAGCCCUUUGUCAUCCCUGACAUUCAAUGCCAUUAACCGCUAUACCAACACCUCAAAAACAGUCAGCUUCGAAGCCUUGCCCAUCAUGAGGAGUGAGCCUAGCUCCUACUGCAGUUUCAACAACAUUGGCGGGGACCAGGAGUACUUAUACACCGACGUGGAUGAACUCAACGACUCCGAUUCUGAGACCUACUAGAGGCUGAGCUGGAGGUGGAAGGAUGGAGUUCUGACCCUAAUGGUUCAAACUGUGCUUUUUCAGGAAAAAGGCACUUUCUUAUUCACAUAGAAAUUCAACCUAAGAGGAAAGAUUGAAGAGUGAGCGAAUUUAAGAAAUGUGAUGACAUUAGGAAGAAAAGUUUUAAAGGCAAGUUUUGCAAAAGGAACUUCUAGAGUCUUGAAAUAGACUUGACCAGAGAAAAACACUUUGAUAUCAAAUUGCUUCAUGGAAUUGUUCGAUUUGGUUUUGCAGUGCCAGGAAUAAUUUGGGACACUGCACCCUAAUCUGCUUACACAAGUAGCACCAUUGUAAGAGAAGAGAUAAGGACACUGCAUUGAAAUUUUAUCAGUAAAACUCCAACUAAAUUUACAGGCAAUAAAAGUUUGGUACAGUAGGCAUUAUGUGCACAGCAGAUUGCCAAAGGACCAAGUAACUUACAGGUUUCUUAAUAGAAUGACAUACUGUGGAAACUGGACGAGGUAAAAUGAUACAUUAUCUAAACCAAACUUUAAUAUUUCUGAAAACGAAGCUGAGAUUUGGUUAUAAGUGAUUUUUUUUAAGAAAACAUCGGAAAGCCUUCGAAUACUAUAUUAAACCAUGAGAGAAAGCAGGUGUAUUUUUACAUUUUUUUUCUUUUACAUAAAAAUUUUUAAAUUCCAACUUUUAUAUUAGAAUUGAAAACCAGGUGACUGGGUACAGUCAAGACAGAAAUACUUUUGGUGUAGACAUGAGAUAGAUAGUGGUUGGGCCGCUGUUGCCCAGUUCUGAAUGGUUUAGGUUUAAAAUUGAACUAUUUUUAUUUGAAAAUGUAAAGAAUUGCCUAGAAGAAAAUUUCAUGAAAUCAAAAAGUAGAUUAUUUUCAUGCUCUUGAGGCUAAGUGGUUCUGGGAAUUGAAUAUACAGCCUCACUACUGUGGAUGGUAUACCUUUAUCACUCACGUUACUUUUGUGCCUCCACAGUGGAUUGGGGGACUUUAGUUGCCAUUGUUUAGUGAAGAAUCAAAAAGAAAAAAAUCCCUUGUUACUGAUAAGUUAACAUCACCAGGUAUUGGAAGGCCUUCUUAUAUUGGGUUCUAAAUAGAUUUAAAGUAGUAUGUUUGUAAUAUACUACUGUUUGGGGAAAGAAGCAAUUGCCUGUCGAAACGGAAGACUGCCUUUCAGAUAGAAAG
Messenger RNA from Manis pentadactyla (Chinese pangolin), 5829 nucleotides. It is a transcript of the gene ANKRD28, whose product is annotated as ankyrin repeat domain 28. Gene Ontology annotation, biological process: protein localization to ciliary inversin compartment. NCBI's taxonomy places the organism in Eukaryota, Metazoa, Chordata, Mammalia, Pholidota, Manidae. Gene Ontology annotation, molecular function: protein binding. The record is from RefSeq and is a predicted model, not a curated record. Bases 1389 to 4640 code for a protein of 1083 amino acids. Gene Ontology annotation, cellular component: ciliary inversin compartment. The transcript is spliced from 28 exons.